This is a messenger RNA of Botrytis fragariae, 1377 nucleotides long. RefSeq lists its product as uncharacterized. Lineage: Eukaryota; Fungi; Ascomycota; Leotiomycetes; Helotiales; Sclerotiniaceae. The coding region runs from base 1 to 1377 and encodes 458 amino acids. The record is from RefSeq and is a predicted model, not a curated record. The transcript has 3 exons.
AUGUUGUUGCUUAAAAGUUCUUUCUCGCCCAUGGCGGCUGGGAGGGUCUCGACACGCACUCUUUUGCAUGUCUUGAAAAGUGGUAGAUUCAGUAACGCGAUGGGGGAAUUACAAGCACCAUUGUUUAAUCACGUGCUGCAGAGGUCCUACAGUCUCAAGAGUCUCAAGAAGAUAGAGAAGUUUGGCUCUGUAGUUGUUGGCACUGGACCAGCUGGACUUGCGGUUGUGGGCAAUCUUUUGGAACAGAAGAAAGGUCCAGUUUUAUGGGUUGGGGACGCUCAACGUUCGGGGGGUGGCAGAUUAGACCGAGCGUAUCGAGCUGUGCCUUCCAACACGAAAGUCAAGUUCUUUUCUAUGUACGCAGAUGCUUUAGAACCUUUCAAGCAAAUCACAAGUGAAGCUGCUACUCCUAACGCUUAUAGCGUUUUGCAAGAUCUUGAUCAAGAAAAGACUUGUCACAUUGCUGAAGCUGCUGAUUUAGGGUUGAUGUUGGGAGCCGGGCUUCUCAAAACCGAGGGUGUUUUUGGAGUCAAUAAUGGCACAGUUGAAAGUGCUUCUUGGUCCGAUACCAAGGGCUGGGACGUCAAAUUCAGUGCCGCAGGGAGUAAAACACGUUCAGUAUCCUCCGAUCUCCUUUUUUUGUGUACUGGCUCUCACCCUAGUUGGAAUAGCAUUGAGCUCGAUCAAUCUAGUAAGCGGAUACCUAGCCUUGGUCUUGACAGAUGUUUGAAGCCUUCACUAUUGAGGCAAAGUAUCCGUUUUGCUACGAAAAAGAAUCCAGAUCCAACUCAACCCACCACCAUUGCCGUCAUUGGUGCGUCUCACAGUGCAAUUCUCGUACUGAGAAACCUUUAUAAUCUCGCAACUUCCCCUGACCAGGAAUUCCAGAACCUUCGUAUCAAAUGGUUCACUCGUCAUGAGCUUCGAUAUGCCGAGGAACGUGAUGGUUGGAUCAAACGCGAUAACACGGGUCUCAAGGGUGAAGUCGCUACAUGGGCAAAGGAGAAUCUCGAGGCUGAUACAUUACCCACAUCUGACGUAUCCAAAUACCUCGAAAAAGUAAAGACCUCGACAGAAGCCGAGAAGGAAGACUACGAGAAACAUUUACCCGGAUGUAAUUGUGUGGUGCAGGCUAUUGGGUUCACCAAAAACAAGCUUCCAACUAUCGAGAGGGAUGGCACGCCAUUGGAGAUUACCUACAAUCAUGAAACAUCGGAAUUUGUGGAUGCUGAGGGAAAGACGAUUAGGGGGUUGUAUGGUGCUGGAAUCGCGUUUCCGGAGAAGGUCGUGGAUCCUGAGGGAACAACGGAGUACGCUGUUGGCUUGUGGAAGUUCAUGAAGUAUUUGAAGAGGGUUGCGCCAACGUGGACUGCGUGA